UCCAGCGCUCCGUCCAAGGCUCUGCACACAUGUCGGUCGAAGAAAAAGCCCAUUCCACCGAAAUAUGAAGUCGGAGAUAUCGUCUGGGCAAAAUUCAACCGACGGACGUGGUGGCCCAGCAGAAUCUGUUGCGACCCAAUCCUCAGCACUCACUCCAAAAUGAAAGCUUCCACCCGGAGACCUUAUCGGCAGUACUACGUGGAGGCCUUGGGCGAAACGUCCGAGCGGGCGUGGGUGGCCGGAAAAGCCAUCGUGCUCUUCGAAGGCCGGCAUCAGUUCGAAGAGCUGCCCGUCCUCCGGAGAAGAGGCAAGCAGAAGGAGAAAGGCUACAGGCACAAGGUCCCCCAGAAGACCUUGAUGAAAUGGGAAGCCAGCGUCCAGCUGGCCGAACAAGGCCUGCCCAAGGCCACGCACGACGGACAGGGCGGGCCCGACCUCGGGGCCAAGGCGGACGGUGAGGACCUGCCCCCCGAGGCCCGGCCCGAAGGGUCCCGGCCCGAGUUGGAGCCGGAGUGCGUGCUGAACGGCUGCCUGCAGACCCUGACCCUCGGCCCCCCGUCCGCCGUGGGUGACCGGGUCAAGCCCCCCGGGAGGCCCCGCCCCGGGAAGGGCCCCGAGGGCCGCAAGAGGGCCGGCCCGAAGAAGAGCCGUCAGCAGGGCGGGGCCCGCCGAGAGGAGCGCCGGGAGGAGCGGCGUGAUGGAGGCGGCCUGAGCUUCGGGGCCGGGCCUGGGGCCGAGGCGGAGAAGCAGGCCUCGCGGGAGCUGUGCCGCAUCGCCAGCAGCCUGACCGUGGCCGGUGGCCCCGCCGUCCAGACCUACCUGUUCUCUUCCUUCGGGAAAACCGCCCCGAAGGGGGAGCCCAGGGGUCCGAGCGGCGGGACCCUGGCGGGGACGGGCACGGGCGGACCCCCACCGGAGAGCGCCUCGGGGGCGCCGCGGGGCCGCCGCGCCGGGGACGACUCGGCCAGCUCCCGGACGGCCUCCGAGGACGAGAGCAGCGGCCCGGACCCCAGCGGGUCGGACGAGGACGGCGACGGCGGCCCGCCCCCGCGAAGGCCCGCAAAGAGAGGGGACGCCCCGAGGUGGCCCGGGCCCCCUUCCAAGAACGCCCGCGUCCGGGCACGCAAGAAGCCCCCCGACGCCUCGGACGAGGACUCCCCGGCCCGCCCGCGGGCCAAGCCCUCCAAGCAGCUCAAGGCCCGGACCCCGAAAUGCAAACCGGGGAUGCGGCCCCCGGACGAGGACCGUGGCGGGAGGGGCUCGCUGAACAUCCCCUCGGGCCCGGGCGACGGCCCCGAGCUGCCCAGCCCGGGGCGCGAGAAGGCGCGCGACUCUUCGGAGAUCGAGACGGCCGUGGUGAAGCACGUUCUCUCGGAACUGAAGGAGCUGUCCUACCGGUCCGGGGGCCAGGACCCUGCCACCCCGGGGACCCCCCCAAAAAACCCCAAGCCCCUGCUCUUCGCCUCGGCCCCCGGCCAGGUCCGCCCGCCCCUGGAGCCGGAUUACAAGUUCAGCACCUUGCUGAUGAUGCUCAAGGACAUGCACGACAGCAAGACCAAGGAGCAGCAGUUGCUCGCCGCUCAGAACGCCCGCCCCUUCCGCGGGCCCGGCCUCGCCGAGUCAGCCGCCUUCAAGCCGGACCGCAACGGAGAGGGUCGCGGGGGCCCCGGGCGACCGGCCCCAGCGGGCGAGGCCCCGGCUGGCAGGAGGGAGCCCGGCGGGGCGGGCCGAGCCGGGGCCAACUGCGUGGCCAGGCGCCCCUGUGCCCGGUCGAAGCUGCACGGGAAGGCGUCGGUGGGUGCCCCCCCGGGGGCGGGCAAGGAGGGGAAGCCGGACAGGCGAGCCAAGGCGGGGCGGGGGCCCGGCUUCGACCACGGGGCGGGACCGGACGGCCGAGGCGCGGGCAGGGGGCCGGCGGGCCCCGAUAGGAGGGCGCCCCCAGGGGCCCCGGCCGACCGCGGGGCCCUCCCCGGUCACAGGCCCGAGGCCGGGGGGAAGCGGCUGGGGACCGAGCGGGAGGCAGAGUAUCGCCGCACCUCCCUGGAGAACGGGGAGGGCCCGGAGCCGGACUCGGAGAUGACCAGCGAGAGCUCCCUGAGCGACGGCUCGGCCGACGCCAACCCCGUGGCCCCCAAGAAGCGCUGGCAGCGAUUCAACCAGGGCGGGGCCGAGGCGGGCAAGCGGCUCGACCUGCCCGGGCCCGGAGAAUCCCUCGGCGGCCUCUUCGGGGGUCUGCUCCCCUGUGACUUCCUCCGGGGGCCGCUCACCCCUUCGGGGGCGCCGGAGGAGGAGGAGGAGGAGGAGGCCCGGGCGGCGGUUGGCGAGCCCGGGCCCCGGGCGGACGGAGCCAAGAAGCCAAACGGCGGCAGCGGCAGCGAAGGAAAGCGCGGAAGCUCGCCGCUCUCCGCCCCGAUCCCCCCGGCCGAGCCGUCGGGGCAAGUUGCACUCUCGGAGAAGAAACGUCUCAGGAAACCCAGCAAGUGGCUCUUGGAAUAUACAGAAGAAUACGAUCAGAUAUUUGCCCCCAAGAAGAAACAGAAGAAGAGUCAGGACCACUUGCACAAACUGAAAUCCCUCGAAAAGCCGGAAGUUAAGGCGGAGGAGGGCACUUCGGCAACCCAUUGCCGACCCAGCUCGGAUGUCCGGCGGCAGCAGCAGCAGGCAGCGGAGCACCCCCCGAUCCUGGAACGCGAGGCGCCGUUUCUGGAAGGCCCCUUGGCCCAGACUGAGGUCGGGGGCGGGCACGCUGAGCUGCCCGAGCUGACCCUGUCGGUGCCCAUGGCCCCCGUGGCCGUCGUCCCCCCCUGGCCCCCGCUGGAACCCGAGGACCCCUUAUUGAAAACAGGGAACUAUGGGAGCAAACGUCAGAGGAAGCCAACGAAAAAGCUCCUUGAAUCCAACGAUUUGGACCCUGGAUUUAUGCCAAAGAAAGGAAACCUGAUUCCUUCCAGAAAGUGCUAUGACGCUGGCCCCUUGGAAAAGGAGCGUUCUGAAUCUUGUCCCACAUCCCACUCUUUGGAGCUUGGCGAAGGGCCGGUCAAGCUCUUUGAGAAACAGAGGAAGCGGAAGCGGCAGGGGCACCCUCUAGCCACAGUGCAAUGUAAGAAAGAGAAAAACGAGGAUACGUCAAGGGAGACUCAAAACUCCGAGGGUGAGCUACCUGCACACGGGAUGGCGACCAGCCCCAAGGAGCCCCUAGAGGAGGGGGUGGAGCCCGACCACGGGCUGCCAGCCUCCAAAAAGAUGCAGGCGGAGCGAGGAGGAGGAGCGGCUCUCAAGGAGAACGUCUGUCAGAUCUGCGAGAAACUGGGCGAGCUGCUUCUGUGUGAAGCCCAGUGCUGUGGGGCUUUCCACCUGCAGUGUAUCGGACUGACGGAGAUGCCCCAAGGCAAAUUCAUCUGCAACGAAUGUAGCACAGGAGUCCACACGUGUUUUGUUUGCAAAGGGAGCGGGGAGAACGUGAAACGGUGCCUAUUGCCGUUGUGUGGCAAAUACUACCACGAAGCGUGCGCCCAGAAGUACCCGCCCACGGUCCAGCAGAACAAGGGCUUCCGCUGCUCCCUUCACAUCUGCAUGACCUGCCAUGCCGCUAACCCAACCAACCUCUCGGCUUCCAAAGGGCGCCUCAUGCGCUGUGUCCGCUGCCCAGUGGCCUAUCACGCCAACGACUUCUGUCUGGCCGCGGGGACCGUGGUCCUGGCCUCCAACAGCAUCAUCUGCCCCAACCACUUCACCCCGCGCCGAGGCUGCCGGAACCACGAGCACGUCAAUGUCAGCUGGUGCUUCGUCUGCUCGGAAGGGGGCAGCCUCCUCUGCUGUGAGUCCUGCCCCGCCGCCUUCCACCGCGAGUGCCUGAGCAUCGACAUGCCCGAGGGAAGCUGGUACUGCAACGACUGCAAGGCGGGCAAGAAGCCGCACUACAAGGAGGUCGUCUGGGUGAAAGUGGGGCGCUACCGGUGGUGGCCGGCCGAGGUCUGUCACCCACGGACCAUCCCUGUCAACAUCCAGAAGAUGAAGCACGACAUCGGUGAGUUCCCGGUCCUCUUCUUCGGCUCCAACGACUACCUGUGGACCCACCAGGCCCGCGUCUUCCCCUACAUGGAAGGGGACGUCAGCAGCAAGGACAAGAUGGGCAAGGGAGUGGACGGGACCUACAAGAAAGCUCUCCAAGAAGCGGCCCUGAGGUUCGAGGAGCUGAAGGCCCAGAAGGAGCUGAGGCAGCUCCAGGAGGACCGCAAGAAUGACAAGAAGCCCCCGCCGUACAAGCACAUCAAGGUGAACCGGCCCGUGGGCCGGGUGCAGAUCUUCACCGCCGACCUGGCCGAGAUCCCCCGCUGCAACUGCAAGGCCUCGGACGAGAACCCGUGCGGCGUGGACUCCGAGUGCAUCAACCGCAUGCUGCUCUACGAGUGCCACCCCGCCGUCUGCCCCGCCGGAGAGCGCUGCCAGAACCAGUGCUUCUCCAAGCGCCAGUACCCACACGUGGAGAUCUUCCGUACCUUGCAGCGUGGCUGGGGCCUGCAGACCAAGACUGACAUCAAGAAGGGGGAGUUCGUGAACGAGUACGUCGGCGAGCUGAUCGACGAGGAGGAGUGCCGGGCCCGCAUCCGCUACGCCCAGGAGCACGACAUCACCAACUUCUACAUGCUCACCCUGGACAAGGACAGGAUCAUCGACGCCGGCCCAAAAGGCAAUUAUGCCCGGUUCAUGAAUCACUGCUGCCAGCCCAACUGCGAGACCCAGAAGUGGUCCGUCAACGGGGACACGCGCGUCGGCCUCUUUGCCCUGAGUGACAUCAAAGCGGGGACCGAGCUGACGUUCAACUACAACCUGGAGUGUCUGGGCAAUGGGAAGACAGUGUGCAAGUGCGGCGCCCCCAACUGCAGCGGCUUCCUCGGUGUCCGGCCCAAGAACCAACCCAUUGUGACCGAGGAGAAGUCCAAGAAGCUGAAGCGGCGACACCAGGCGAAGCGGCGGCCCCAGGGGGAAGUGACCAAGGAGCGGGAGGACGAGUGCUUCAGCUGCGGGGACGCGGGCCAGCUCGUGUCCUGCAAGAAGCCGGGCUGCCCCAAGGUCUACCACGCCGACUGCCUCAACCUGACCAAAAGGCCCGCAGGGAAAUGGGAGUGCCCCUGGCACCAGUGCGACGUGUGCGGCAAGGAGGCGGCGUCGUUCUGCGAGAUGUGCCCCAGCUCCUUCUGCAAGCAGCAUCGCGAAGGCACGCUCUUCAUCUCCAAGCUGGACGGGCGUCUGUCCUGCACCGAGCACGACCCCUGCGGGCCCAACCCCCUGGAACCUGGCGAGAUCCGCGAGUACGUGCCUCCCCCCGGGCCGCUCCCGCCCGGGGCCGCCGCCCAGAGACCGCAGCCGCCCGACCGGCCGGAAGGGGCCGGGCCUCCCGGCGGAGCGGGCCAGGGGCCCCCGCCCCCGCCGGACAGUGCGCCCGCCGCCACGGACCCCGACCCGCGGCCGCCCGGCCGGACCCCGGGCCCGGAGGAGGAGGAAGAGGAGGGGCCGCCGCCGGCCCUCGCCGACCACCCGUGGCCGCCCGCCAGGCCCCCGGGGAAGGAACCCCUCGCGGAGCAGGAGGCCGACCCCGCCGAUGGUCUGGCCGAGCCCGGCCGCCGCCUGGCGGUCCCACUGACUGCACCGGCGGGCCAGACCCCCGGGAAGACCUCGGCGCCGGGGCGGGGGUCGCCGGGGCCGGCGCUCUGGGCCCCGGGCAAGCUGAGCCCCGGGCCCGCCGGGCCCAUCCAGACGUUGGCGCAGACUUGGCGGCCGGACGGGAGUCCGCAGACGUUGGCACAGACUUGCCGGCCCCCCGCAAGAGGGCCGGCCCCCGCGGGGCAGAACGCUUUGUGUGAACAGAAGGCAGGGCUGGCGCUCGGCCAGGAUCCCUCCGGCCCGGAGCCCCCAGAGCCCGCGCAGAAGUGA
Molecule: messenger RNA, 5934 nt
Organism: Ornithorhynchus anatinus (platypus)
Lineage: Eukaryota; Metazoa; Chordata; Mammalia; Monotremata; Ornithorhynchidae
Gene: NSD1
Product: nuclear receptor binding SET domain protein 1
Exons: 23
Biological process (GO): regulation of DNA-templated transcription
Cellular component (GO): chromatin; nucleus
Molecular function (GO): histone H3K36 methyltransferase activity; protein binding
Source: RefSeq, a predicted model, not a curated record